Saimiri boliviensis boliviensis (Bolivian squirrel monkey) is the source of this 1438-nucleotide messenger RNA. Its product is annotated as paraneoplastic antigen-like protein 8C. The record is from RefSeq and is a predicted model, not a curated record. NCBI's taxonomy places the organism in Eukaryota, Metazoa, Chordata, Mammalia, Primates, Cebidae.
UCAGAGCGGAAGGAGACGGUGACGUCACAGCGGGAGCAAGUGCAGCGGCCGCAUCCCGUCCCAGUCUGGCCACAGGGCCCUGAGGGCAGUCUCUGGGCCGGCGGUGAGGGACGCGCCUCCCUGCCUGGCAGGGCCCCACCCACGACACUCCGUUGGCGGAGAUCAGCAGUCCCAGAUCCGCAGAGACUGUCGGGGCCUGCUAGGCCUUUGGAGGCCACGCCAAGAAAGGGGAAGCAUCAUCUUAAGACCCCCUUCGGUGCAGCCUCGCCUGGGACCCGGGAGCCACGAGGCAGGUGGCAAACAGCGCCUUCUGCUUCUCCAGCACGCGUAAGUCCCUGGGAAUCUUCGAGCCCACUCCGAGGGAGCCACAGAAGCCCUGCCUGACACUGCACAGCCCCGCAGGCAGGGGCUGGGGGCAUCCUUCACUGAGCUGGACGAAGGGGGCCUGGGAGCGGCCUCUGGCCCCUGAGGCCGGCCUCUCUCUCCUAGCCUUUGGGAAGGCAUCCCGGCAACCUGGAUACUUCCGUGGAUUCCCGAGGCAGCUCAGGUGUGCGCCAGCGGGCAUACUGCUGCCUCAAAGAGCUGGGGAAGAUGCUGUUUGGCGUGAAGGACAUUGCCCUGUUGGAGCAUGGGUGCAAGGCCCUGGAGGUGGACAGUCACAAGUCCCUGAUGAUCCUGGGGAUCCCCGAGGACUGCAACCAUGAGGAAUUCGAAGAGAUUAUUCGGCUGCCCCUCAAACCUCUAGGCAAGUUCGAAGUGGCUGGGAAGGCCUAUCUGGAAGAAGAUAAUUCCAAGGCGGCCAUCAUUGAGCUGACGGAGGCCAUCAAUUACGCCGUGGUCCCCAGGGAGAUCAAGGGCAAGGGCGGUGUGUGGAGAGUGGUCUACAUGCCCCAGAAGCAGGACAUCGAGUUCCUGACCAAGCUGAACCUCUUUCUGCAGAGCGAAGGGAGGACGGUUGAGGAUGUGGCGCGGGUCCUGAGGCAGGAACUGUGUCUCCCAGAGACGGGCCCCGGAGAGCUGCCUGCAAGGAAGGGCUGUGUGCCUGGGCUGGGGGAGAAGCCGGAGGCUGGGGCCACUGUCCGGAUGGACAUGGUGCCGACUCCGGACUCCUCCGAGAAGGAGAGCAAGGCUGGAGAUGGCAAGAGGGGCAAAAGGAAGAACAAGAAAAACCGCCGGCGGCGUCACGCCUCGGACAAGAAGCUGUGAGGUGGUGGUGGCAUUGGGUGGGCGUGGGGGGUGACGAGUGGGUGUCGGUGAUGACCAUGGGAGGGUAGGUACCACCUGAGUGCAUUUAAGGAGUAGGAGUGAGUGUGGGUAAUAUAAGUGAGGAUAGGAAUGACUAGUGAAUGAGUAACUUUUGAGUAAGAACGGAUAUCCUUUGGAUAGCACAGGUAACAUCUGACUAGUGUGAAAGGGGUAGAUAUCUUUUUUUUUUUUG